Molecule: messenger RNA, 1054 nt
Organism: Gossypium arboreum
Lineage: Eukaryota; Viridiplantae; Streptophyta; Magnoliopsida; Malvales; Malvaceae
Product: WRKY transcription factor 18-like
Exons: 4
Coding region: 116-901 (261 amino acids)
Biological process (GO): regulation of DNA-templated transcription
Molecular function (GO): DNA-binding transcription factor activity; sequence-specific DNA binding
Source: RefSeq, a predicted model, not a curated record
UUAAAUAUCCAUGACCAUCAUCAUCAUCAUCAUCAUACAUUACUUUGCUUUCUAAAUUUGCCUGACUGAGAAAACUAAAAGGAAAGACCAAAUACCCUUCCGCCAGCCUACAUUCAUGGAUGUUCCCAGUUCCGUUAAAGAUAAGGCGGAAGGUGUUGAGGCGGAGCUGGAACAGUUGCAGAAAGAGAACGCAGCUCUUAGGUUAAUGCUUCAAGUAAUGAGAAACAAAUACAAAAUGCUUAGUGAAGCCUAUUUCAGGGAAUCAAACUCUCAGGUACCAACAAUCUGCCGAGGCUUAACGCGAUUUGAUUUGUGCGAAGAUCAGCACUCCCACAAAAAUAUCCUAAUACCUCAACUUCAGUUAGCAGCAAAUUCCUCACAAGUUUUUGUGGAAACUGACCCUAGGGACGAAAGCCAUAUAGUUAAAGAUGGAUUUCAAUGGAGGAAAUAUGGCCAGAAAGUUACUAAACAUAAUCCUUUUCCCCGAGCUUAUUUUAGGUGUUCAAUGGCUCCCGGAUGCCCUGUCAAAAAGAAGGUUCAGCGAUGCAUGGAAGACAAGAAUUUCUUGAUGGUAACAUACGAAGGACAACACAACCAUGAAGUUAAUCCUUCAAUAGGACAAUCUUUGUCUUCCCCCAGCAGCUCCGCCACGACAUCCAUCUCCGGUUUUCCCAAUUCAGUUCUUGAUAACCCGUUACGAUCCGCCAUCGAUCUUGAUCUCAAUCUUUCAAGCGAAAACAGCAGCGGCAACGGCAACGGCAACGAUGACGAUUAUAACAACAAGAGAUCAAUGGAAGACCAUAUUGCAGCAUCCUUAGCAAAAGAUCCUAGCUUCACUCUAGCUUUAGCCGCAGCUGUUGCUCGCUCUUUUACUGAGCACCCUAAACCACCAACAAACUAAAAUAACAUUUCUUUAAAGCAUUAGGUUAAGGUGUGUAUGUGUACUUAAUUCAAGUUGGUCUUUGUUGUCAUUCAUAUUCUUGAAGCAAUUGAGGGAGCAAAUAUAAAAUAACUCCAGAAAUAAAAGGGAGGGACUUAAUUGAAGAAAACAAAA